This is a messenger RNA of Miscanthus lutarioriparius, 990 nucleotides long. The record is from the annotation of a GenBank genome assembly. NCBI's taxonomy places the organism in Eukaryota, Viridiplantae, Streptophyta, Magnoliopsida, Poales, Poaceae.
AUGGAGAAGAAGGCAGGGGAUGCCGAGAUCGUUGAGGAGGAUCGGGGGAGGGCGGCGUCGAGCGCAUCAACCUCAUCGAGGAAGAAGAGGUCAGCUGUCGAUGGCGCGUCAGGCGCAUGCCUGUGCGACGACGUCAUCGGCAACAUCCUCGCCUACCUGCCGGCCCGCACCGCGAUCGGAUGCAUGGCGCUCUCGAAGCGCCACCGCGAUCUGAUCCGCAGCCCGGAGUUCCGGAGCCUCCACUGUAGCCUCGGCGCGCCGCUUCCCCGCCCGCACAUCGCGUACAUCGCGACCGCGUCGUUGCGGUACAAACAAUACCGGGGCCGGGUCAGCGAGUUCCACGGCUUCCACGUCGCCGGCGCCGGCGACGGGAUCAGCAGCAGCAACGCUCCCAUGCGUGCGAUCUUCGGAGACAGCUACCUCGGCUACAGGUGCGUCAACACGUGCAACGGCGUUGUGCUCCUUGCCACCAACGACUACUCCCCCUUGGGCAGGUGCGUCCUCUGGAACCCGGCCGUCGCCGACGUCGUGCGGGAGUUCACCGUCCCUGCAGAUACGUCCAUGGAGGGCGGUAACGUUAACUAUCUAGUGCUGGGGCUGGGUUACGGCCGCCGGAGUGAAACGUACAAGCUUCUUUUGUUCCACAUGGACUACACGCAUUGGAAGCACUCGCUGCAAGUGUACGCACUCGUCGGCGGGCAACCAAGAUUAAGACCGGCCGUAUCAUCGCCGCCGGGGAUAGACGGAGCAAUCCAGAGCCAGGAGUCACUCUACAUGGAUGGCACGGUCUACCUCCUCGACGUCGACAGGUCAGUGAUCCUAGCUUUCGACGUCGACGACGAGACUGUCACAACCAUUGGCCUGCCCGGCAAGCGCGAUCGGGGCCAUCCACGGCAUGUAAGGUCCAGGCUCAUGGAGAUGCAGGGUCGCCUGUGCCUGGCGACGAACCGGGCACCACCACAGAGCCGGCCUGUGGCUUCUCACGGCUGA